AUGUCGAGUUGUGCGCGACUUCUGAUCUACAACGAGAAGGUUAUCGACGAUGCAUACCCAUUACCGAACGAGACAGACGUCUUGGACCACCUGGAAAAGAUCGAAACGUACCCUGUUGACAGGUCGAAAACCGUCUGCUCUACUCACCUUGGGUAUCUCGAGUACUAUUGGAAGCCCGUGGGAAUUAACAAAGCAUACGGAUCACUCCAGGGUCAGAUGGAACAAGUUUUGAAAGGCCUUCACGGUACCGAGGCUGUCAUAUAUUACGACGAUACAGUGAUCUAUUCCGAAACGUUCGACGAAGACGACGUCGAGACAAACGAAUACUCGACAGACUUCGAGGGGCCAACUUGA
Belonocnema kinseyi is the source of this 354-nucleotide messenger RNA. RefSeq lists its product as uncharacterized. Bases 1 to 354 code for a protein of 117 amino acids. Lineage: Eukaryota; Metazoa; Arthropoda; Insecta; Hymenoptera; Cynipidae. The record is from RefSeq and is a predicted model, not a curated record. The transcript is spliced from 2 exons.